AUAAAUAAUUUGCAUCAAUAGUUGUAUACUAAUGAUUGCUAAUGAAAUUUUAUCUGAUAAGGUAUGAAAUAUGUUAAUAUAAUGUUAGCCAGAAGACUAAUAUUCAAGACUGGAGAAAGCUGUAAAUUUAAUUGAUGUAUAAUAUAUUAGAUGAUUGAAUUGUUUAAAUACGAUAAUUUACUAAAUAAUGAGUAUUUGGUUAGGAAAUUCGAGACUGAUAUAUUGAAGCCAGAAUGGUAUUUGCUACAAUAUGUAGUGGUAUAGAGAGAAAAUUCGAUUAAAAGCUAAUAUGUCUAAAACGAAUUAAACACUCGUAAAAAAUAUCAUUUAAUCUUAACUGAUGUAUAGAAUAUAUUAGAAUUAAUAGAUUUUGAAUAAAUUCAAUAAAUAAUUAUGGAAUUUCGAUCAUUAAAUGUUAAUAAUACGACCUUAUUUUCCAACAGAGAGAAAGAGAAUAUAAAUAAAAAUUCCAGGUCCUUAAGUUGCAAUAAUAAAAGAAACAUUAUAAAAAUCUGGGUUUGUUAAAGAAGAAUUAGUGUAUGAGGAAGAAAUAUAUUAAGCUGACAAGAGUUAUGUCAAAUUAAUAUUAACAUCAUAAUCAGAGGGUUAUGCAGUUGAAAUAUUUGAUUUUUUGAUGUCUAAGAAAGUAGAACUUUAAAUAGAUUCUGUAAUAAUGUAAAAUGUUGAUUAUUUGGAUGAAUUUCAUAAAUAAAUAAAUUCAAAAAAAUGUUAAAUGAUGACUAAGAAAAUUGAAUAAUAAGAUUUUGAUUAAUAAGAAUAUAAACGAAAUGAUUAAUAUGAAGAAUAAGAGAAAGAUCAUCUCUAUUAAAAAUCUAGACCUAGAGGAGGAAAUAGAGGAAGAGGAAAUUAUGGAUAUUAUAGAAAUGAAAAAAUAGAUGAUAGACAUGAAGAGAAAUAUCAGAAUAAAGAUAAGGGAGAUAGAAAUGAUCGAUAAGAUAGAGGAGAUAGAUAAGAUAGAUAAGAUAGAUAAGAUAGAAAUGAAAGAGGAGGAAGAACUCAUGAUAGAAGAGGAGGACAAAGAGAUAGAGGAAAUAAUGUAAAUAUUUAUUAUUUUUUAGUAAUAUGUCUAAAAAAAUGAAGUUCAUCAUUAAUAAUAAUAAUAAUAAGUAUAGUCAUAAUAAUAGCAAUAAUAAUAAAAUUAUUAAUUGAUUCCAAAAACAGUAUUAUAAAAGACUCCAAAAUAAAAUAUUAAGCCUAAUACAUUGAAUGCUAAUGAUUUCCCUGCCCUAGAUUCUGAAUAAAAGAGUUGAGUUAUACGAG
This is a messenger RNA of Paramecium sonneborni, 1281 nucleotides long. The record is from the annotation of a GenBank genome assembly. NCBI's taxonomy places the organism in Eukaryota, Ciliophora, Oligohymenophorea, Peniculida, Parameciidae.